UAAAUUCAAAGUGUGAAAGUGUUACAGUCAAAAUUGUAAUUGUAAGAUCCUAAUUGUACAUUGAUGAUAUUCAUGCCUUGGCCUUCUAGGUUAAAAAACAGUUCAACUGAAAUAUAACGGCCUUUUAGAUUAAUGUAAAAUCAAUGGUUAAUGGAAAUAGUAACCUUUAUACAUUGAAUUGACCAUUAAACUCUGGCAAAGUUCUCAUUCACAAUGGCUACUGCUAAUGGUAACCAUUCUAACAGGAAUAUUUUAGGAACUAACACAAGUAGCCUUGUUCCUGGUGUAGUUAAUUUGACCUGUUAUGGAGGUGCCUCUGCUGCUGUUGCUGCAGCUGCUGCUGGUGGUGGAAGUCACUCCUCUUCAUGGGGCUGUCAAAUGGAUGCUCUGGUAUCUGACCUCAGCCAUGCUCUGGAUGAGUCACAUACGUUGCAGCGUAAAAGACGACCCUUUCGGAGAAGAGCAAAUCAGUCCAAAGGCAAUGGCUGCUUCAGUGACUAUUCUUCAAGCAGUGCUGAAGAUGCUGUCCACACGGGUGGUGCCAACUCCCAAGACAACAAGUCUUCAAUGCAUCUCACUGACUCUGACGAGGGUGUUAACCGUUGCGCUCGAGUGCCGCGCUACCGCCCCGCGCGGACGCUGCGGCCGCCGCGAGCAGCAGCGGGCCUCGUUGAAAGCGACUCGGUCAAUGAGAACUUCUCGCCUGCCUCUCGCCCCUCGAACAUGAGGAGGAAGCCCAAGUGCAAGAGACUUGCCCUGGACGUGGCCGGCGACGCGGUGAACAGCAGCUCGUGUCGCAGCGCGCGCUGGCGCUCCUCACUCGUGGUGCACAGAGUGCACACCCUGCACACCCCCGCCAGAUGGUCUGCUCUGUGCGGAGGAAAGCGUAAACGAAGUCGUGAUGGCGCCUGUGGUGGUGAGGGGCGUGGAGAGGGCGACGACCUCGUGCUCUCCUCGUGGACGCCCUCGGUGUCCUUUGCGUCCUCGCGCUGCUGUAACGGCAGCAACGGGAGACUACGCAGCAGUGAGCUGGUAGGAGGGACCAGCACCAGCGGAGGUGGUGACUGCAGCAUCAGCAGCGACGAGAGUGACGGCGGGGAGCUGCCUGCUGAUGGCAAUGACGCUGUGCACUGCGAGGUCUUCACGUGUGACGAGGGCCGCGAGGCUGACGACGAGCAGAGCGACUGGGUCACCGAGGUGCCAGGUCCCGUGUACGGCGUCCCUUCUCCCUCCACUGCCAUGGCGUGCGACGAGGCGGGGUCUGGCGGCACGCUCUACAGCUCUCGUCUGCGCUUCCAGAAGAUCAGGGAGCGCAUACUGGUGAGUGGUACCUCGUGUGUCUCAUUCUAG
This is a messenger RNA of Hyalella azteca, 1350 nucleotides long. RefSeq lists its product as uncharacterized. The record is from RefSeq and is a predicted model, not a curated record. The transcript has 7 exons. NCBI's taxonomy places the organism in Eukaryota, Metazoa, Arthropoda, Malacostraca, Amphipoda, Hyalellidae. Bases 214 to 1350 code for a protein of 378 amino acids.